Molecule: messenger RNA, 633 nt
Organism: Aspergillus fumigatus Af293
Lineage: Eukaryota; Fungi; Ascomycota; Eurotiomycetes; Eurotiales; Aspergillaceae
Product: putative 3-hydroxyanthranilate 3,4-dioxygenase
Biological process (GO): quinolinate metabolic process; 'de novo' NAD+ biosynthetic process from L-tryptophan
Cellular component (GO): cytoplasm
Molecular function (GO): 3-hydroxyanthranilate 3,4-dioxygenase activity; iron ion binding
Source: RefSeq, a predicted model, not a curated record
AUGACCAUCAGCAUCCAGAUCAACAUGGCCACCCUCAAUCCCUUGUCCUGGGUCACCUGGCUGGCCGAGAAUGAAGACAAAUUACGACCCCCGGUCAACAACUACUGUCUGUAUCAGGGGAACGACUUUAUCCUGAUGGCAGUGGGAGGGCCGAACGAGCGCAAUGACUAUCAUGUGAAUGAAACCGAAGUACGUUUGCAGUGGCAUCAGCCGAGCGAGACUAAUGAGCAGGAAUGGUUCUACCAAGUCCAAGGCGACAUGCUUCUCCGAGUUAUCGAGAACGACACAUUCCGCGACAUUCCUAUCAAAGAGGGCGAGAUGUUCCUUCUUCCAGGUACGUAUUCCGAAUUCCAGUCGAUCAAGCUAACACUUCUAGGAAACACACCCCACAACCCAGUCCGAUACAAGGAUACCAUCGGUCUAGUCAUGGAACGACAGCGGCCAGCAGAAUCUCGCGAUCGCCUGCGAUGGUACUGUACCAAGGGAAAUCAUUGUUCGCCGACGAUCAUCCGCGAGGAGGUCUUUCACUGCGCAGACCUUGGCUCACAACUGAAGCCAAUCAUUGAGCGGUGGCAGCAGGAUGAGGAGAGCCGAAGAUGCGGGGAAUGUGGUUGUAUUGCAGAUCCCAAGUGA